Messenger RNA from Cetraspora pellucida, 1629 nucleotides. Lineage: Eukaryota; Fungi; Glomeromycota; Glomeromycetes; Diversisporales; Gigasporaceae. The record is from the annotation of a GenBank genome assembly.
AUGGCAUCAGAUCUAACAAUAUGGAGAUGGCUUCUUUUUUGUGAUGGCAGUAAUGAUUGUGAAAGAGCAUGUGGUGGACUUGGAGAGUCAGAACCAAAGUUAGGCAGAAUCAAUUUGAGUCUUCAAACUCGUGAUAUGGCAAUAGCUGCAUAUCAUGAACACUGUACCUCUGGAAUGGAAAUUGCAUUAAAAGUCUUAUUCCCAUACAAUAAUGCAGAUGAGAUCAAUCUUCGAUAUGUGCAUAAAUCAGGCAAAGAUUUUCCAUGGACUAUUUUGGAUCAAUUGCUUACUUUGGAAUUGAAAAUACAAGGAAAAGUUCUUUAUUACCAAUGCCAUGAUUAUGGACAAUUCUGUUUUGAAAUUGAUGGUAAAUAUGAUUUAAAUAAUGAAGGUGCACCAGUAUUGUCUAUAGUUAUCAAGGAUCAGGCUGGAUAUGAUUCUCCACUGGCUUUUAGUUUUAGUAAUAAAGAAAACUAUUAUACAAUAUGGUUAGCAGUACAGGCAGUAAAGGCUAAUAUUCCAUGCAAUAAUCCUCAUUAUAAGCAUCAGCUGACCAAACUUGCAUUACAAAAUCUUGUUCAUGGCCAGAAUAAAUCUGAUAAUAAGGCAGCUGAAAUGGGAAAUGAAUAUAAGAAGUUUAUAUACUUUUUACCACUUGAUGACAAUGUCAAAAAUCUUUUGAUUCGUGAUUUGGAAAUGAAUUGGAUUUGCGAUAAAUGGAGGCAAGGUUUUAUUGAUGGAGGGCGAGAACUACAAAUCAGAACUCAGACAGUUUUAUCAUUCAUUGAGUGUUUAUAUGAUGUCAAAUUUAUUAAAAAGUCAUUGGUUCAAAGUGAGCUAGGUGAAACUUUAUCUAAUGCAGAUCUGGCAACUUAUUGGAAUAUGCGUAUGAUCGAACACAAACAAAUGCCAUUCAAAAAGCCGAUCGAUCAAAAACAUCAUAUAAAUCAAGGUCACCUUUAUGCACUACUCGAUUUCAUUAUUCCAAUACCCGAACAAACAAAUUAUAUGUUUGUUAAAAAGCAGAGCACAAUAUUUUGCUCAUCUUAUAAUAAUCAUUACAUUAAUAUUUCAACAGAGGUGUCAGAACAAAUUAAUAAAAUGAUUAUUAAAUUAAUCAAUUGUGAUAAUAUUAACAUACCAGCAUCUCAUUAUCUCAUUAAUAUAUCAACUAAUGAGUGCACAUGUUAUGAUUAUGUCUGGAAUAGAUCAUUUAGAGAUGCUUUAAAGCAUUUCAAAAAUAAGAAGAAAGCAAUUGCAUCAGAGAAUAAAAAUUAUCUUAUUUACAAUGGGUCCAGUAAACAAGCCUAUCAAGAGAUUUUACAACUCUUUAAUGCUGUAGGUGAUGAUAUUUUUUUUUUAAAUGAAUGUCAAACAACUAUGAAAGAUCCUUUUCAUUCAAUUAACAAUAUUUCAAUUCUUACAAUGGUCAGAGCAUCAAAAAUACAUAAAGCAAAAUAUCGCAAACCUAGCCAAUUUUCAAAUCUUGUUAAAAAAUCUUUAAAUAACAAGUUACCAAAGAAUCAUUUAAAUAACCUCGACCAAGAUUACACUUGCGAUACUGAAAAUAUUAAUGCUUAUGAUGAUGAAUAUGAUGACUCUUUUGCUGAAUUUGUAAAAUAUGCUUAG